Artibeus jamaicensis (Jamaican fruit-eating bat) is the source of this 5511-nucleotide messenger RNA. RefSeq names its product dynein axonemal light chain 1 (gene DNAL1). Bases 124 to 696 code for a protein of 190 amino acids. The transcript has 8 exons. Gene Ontology annotation, cellular component: cytoplasm. Gene Ontology annotation, molecular function: protein kinase binding. The record is from RefSeq and is a predicted model, not a curated record. Lineage: Eukaryota; Metazoa; Chordata; Mammalia; Chiroptera; Phyllostomidae.
GCGGAGGAUGAGAGAGACGACUGCGGCGGCGGUAGGGAUCCUCGGAGAGCCACGAGAAGUGCGCAAGCGCACUGAACCCUCCGAGCCCUAGCAACCAGAGCAGUGACAGUAGCAACCGCCGCGAUGGCAAAAGCAACAACAAUCAAAGAAGCCCUAGCCAGAUGGGAAGAGAAAACCAGUCAGAAGCCGUCUGAAGCCAAGGAGAUAAAGCUUUACGCCCAGAUUCCCCCUAUAGAGAAGAUGGAUGCAUCCUUGUCCAUGCUGGCUAAUUGCGAGAAGCUUUCACUGUCUACGAACUGCAUUGAAAAGAUUGCCAAUCUGAAUGGCUUAAAAAACUUGAGGAUAUUGUCUUUAGGAAGAAACAACAUAAAGAACUUAAAUGGACUGGAAGCAGUAGGGGACACAUUAGAAGAACUGUGGAUCUCCUAUAAUUUCAUUGAGAAGUUGAAAGGCAUCCAUGUAAUGAAGAAAUUGAAGAUUCUCUACAUGUCCAAUAACCUGGUGAAAGACUGGGCUGAAUUUGUGAAGCUGGCAGAACUGCCAAGCCUGGAAGACCUGGUGUUUGUAGGCAAUCCCUUGGAAGAAAAACACUCUGCUGAGGGGAACUGGAUUGAAGAGGCAACCAAGAGAGUGCCCAAACUGAAAAAGCUGGACGGUACCCCAGUAAUUAAACAGGAUGAGGAAGAAGAAAACUAACACCACAUUUUCUGCUUUGUGUUAACUUAUUUAAAUAUUGUAUAAUUGUCUAUUUUAAAGAUUCUCUGUGGAGCGAAUGUUCUUAAGAUAAAACAAAUCUCUAAUUCCUAUUUUUUUCUUAACCUAUUUACUGUUUCUCCCCCCAAAUGGUAACACUAACUUUAUACAUUGUAGUCCGCUUUUGUUAAAGUACAAAUUUUCAGUUUUUGUUCGGUCUCCAUCUGCUGAAAUCUUUGUAGAGCGACCAAUCAUUUUUAACAACAAAGAAACAAAUGGGCUCUUCCUUUCAUUGUUUUUAGGUCAGGCAUUUAAAUAUAUAUACUUAACUUUUGACCCUGUAGACCGUCUUUCCUGAAGGUGCGUCUCCUUAUGAUUCAGAAGCACAAACGUGUCGUGCCCUCGGUUCAGGAGGCAGCACGGGGACCGGAAGAGCUGCUCUCAGACGCUCAGCAGCAGCCGUAGAAGCAAGACUCCAAGUCAUAGUGAAAAAAAAUAUGCAGCGAAAAAGAGAAAAAUUAAUAUCUCAGAGGCCUUAUAGCCCAUGUUUAUGUUUACUUACUUGUUUUUCAAAAAAUGCGUACAUUGUCAACUGGAAUUUAGGCCGUGUGAAUAUUGUGGCCACUCGCGUCACUGCGCACAGCAGUCAGUCAAUCUGCAGUGCAGGUCAGUGGUUAACGUGACUGUCGCUAUCAUUCUUCUGACCAACACCGGUCAUGUCACUUGCGUGGGCCUGAUCUGAGGCACGCUUUGGGGUUUAUAGCUCUUUAGAUGUUAUAUUAGAAAGUAUAUAUAAGCAGUAGUUAUAGUUGAAUUCCUAGUCUAAGUCUUGGCCAUUCAUAUGUCUCAAAAUUUGCCCUAAUAACUUUGGUUGAUUAAACAUUGUAUUGAGAGAAGUGACCGUUAUAAGAGUAUAAAAGUUAAAGCCUCAAUUUGAUACCUUUCAACAAAUUAAAUUUAGUAUUUUGAAAUAUAUUUUUAGAGAAUGUCUAAGUUAAACAGCUCUUAAAAUGAAUUGUGUAAGUGAUUAUAGAGGGAAAAGAGAUAUUUCAGUAUAGGAUCCCAGGCAUAUGGCAGUAUUUUUGAGGACUGCUUCCUCAGUGAAGCAUUGUAGCUGAUUAAACUCAAAAUUGCAGAGCAAGAGUUGGAUGCAGAGCUUAGAAUUUAUUAUGUAAGAAAAAAAUUCUUUAUGGAAAGUGCAAGAUACAGUGGUCAGUAACCAGACGAAGGCCACAGAGUCCAUGGCCGAAUCACUGAUAGACUGCAGCAAGGAAGUCAGAGGCCCUCUGCCAGACUGUGCCUGCAGGCCCUCAACCAGGGACUUGGUCUUCAUUUUCUCAUUUACUUGUGUAAAAUCAGUCAGAGGGAAGAACCGUUUCUAAAAAGUGAGUUCAUAAGUAGUCCAGGGUUUCAGAAGUUUUCAGUUAUCCUUUAAAUAGGAAUUAGAUGAUUUUUCAUAGUCACACUGAUCAAAAGGGACCACCGCUUCGACAAUCAAUUCUGAAAAGGAAAAAUUAACCCAACACUUUUUUAGCUACCUGUUAGCUCUUCCUCACAAUGUGACAGGAAGUAAUCUUUCCUCUGAUUGGCUUAUCCAUUCAAAGCCUCUGGGAACUUCUUUUGUGAACCAGAGGUAGUGAGCCUGCCCCUUGGUGAUUUUAAGGCACAGAAAGAAGCCAAGAGGGAAGAUGGUUUUCUUGUCGUAUGAAUUUAAUCUAGUAGGCAAGCUUGAAGCCAUAUUGCUGUAUAUGGGUACAUUUCCUAAAAGUUACUCUGGAAGUGAAAAAUAAUAGGGAAUGGUGACUGACUUCAAACUGAAUUUUUUGUAAAAUGGCUUACGUUGUUUAGGUUUCUUUUUAAAUUCUGCAAUAUAGAAACUAAUUUUAUCUGUCUCCUUGUUUCUUAAUGUCUUUUCAUCACUGGUAGUUAUGAAAGAAAUGUUAUGAAAAAAAUGUAAGGUGCUUUUCUGUGUCCAUUUCACACCAAACUCAUAUUCAGUUCUACUCAACAAAUAUUGGAAUGACUUCUAUGCAUCCUUUGCAUGGAAUGAAACCCAGAAGCCAUGCCAUUAGAAAAUGGAAGAUGGGGUAUAUUAAGAAGUUCAGAAUAUUCUCUCAAAUCAUUCCUUAGCUCAUCCUUUACUGCUGCAAAUUUAUCUGAUAUAAAUGCCUUUGAUUUAUGCAUCUUAGAGUGUUAGCCUGCUUGUGUGGAUUCUCUCUGUGCUCCUGGUUUAAAGUGUUAUGCCAUUUUAGUGGGUCAUUCAUUUAAAUUUUAUUUUUGUAAUGAUGGUAGAGCUCUGUUGUCAGUUAAGUAUUAUAAUAUUUCCACAGGAAGUUUGACUUUAGUCUAUCAACUAACAUAACUUUUCUGUGUUCCCUAAGUCUAAGCUCGUGGCUGUAUUACCUGGUCAGGUUUGAAAGGUUUUGUGUUCUCUGUUCACAGGCAUUUGUUCCUUUAAAUCAGUCACCGUUGCAGUAUCAACAUCUUGGUUCGAUAAUGUUGUGGGGGGCUGUCCUGUGUGUUAUAGGGUGUUUAGCAGCAUCUCCGACGUCUACAUAUUAGAGGUCAAGUAGAGGCUUCUUGCCACUUGUGAUAACCAAAAAUGUCUUCAUACGUUGCCAUGUGUCACCCGGGGCAAAGGGAUUGGAACAAAUUCACCCCUAUUCAAGAACCAGUGCUUUAUACCCACAUUCCUUUUGUCCAGAGUACAUUUAUUUUUCACUCUGUAGCCAGGCCACCUUAGUUGUAUGAGAGGUGAUGUAUUUAAUAAUCAUGUAUGAAAGGAAAUGGUCACUGGUGUUACCCUCUUUUGUAAUGCUCAUUUUAAUAGUUCUCACAUCACACUAGAAACUCAGGGCUGGAAGGUUCAACUUACUUUUUUUUCAGCAGGAUUUCAACUUUUAUUUCUUAGCAUUUUGCUUAUCUUAGAACAAUGAUUAUUAACCUACCUCUCUCUUAACUAUCAACAGAAUCCAAGUGUAUGGUAGAUUUUGGUUUGUCUCUAAAGCUUAACACUUUUAAGUAUAUUUUAGAAAAUUGUCAUUUUUUAAGUGUUCAUUCAUUGUCCAGUAAUGCACAGGACUUUGCAGACUGUAGCAGUCAUUAAAUACAAGAAAUAUUGUAUAAAACUUAGUAAUUGUGUAUGAAAGUUACAGGUGUAAACACGUUUUAGAUGUGAUCAGAAUGUCUGGUUACUGGAUCCAGUCCACAAAUAGAGGUGGUGUCCCUUAAAUGUGGUUCCAGUUUGGAAAGAUAAAUUUUAACUUGAAUAGAUGCUUCUUCUGAUGCCUGUUUCAAGUAGGAUAAGGAAAAGUAAGAAAUGAAUCUUAACUGUUGACUUAUUUUCAGAAUUGGUGAUGUGUAAGUAGAGCUGAAGGUAGUUAUCUUUGUGACCUAGAACCUCCCACCUGGGUUUUUCUUAGGACUACAUGGGGAAAGAGUAGAACUAGGAAGAUUGGAUUGAAUCAUUAACUUAAAAAAAAUUGGGGGGAAGUGCCAAGCAUCAAUCACAAGUUCUUAGCAUCUCUCUAACUGAAGUCUCUUAGUCACAAAGAUUUUGUAUUGUAAGUAGUGGUAAAGGGAGAAAGCGAACUGCUAAACUGAAAGUUACUCUUUACCAGAAUUUAAUUCCUUUGGCAUACAUUUUCUUUAUUUGGGCUGCUUAAUGUGUCUGUAAGUUAAGUACAAAACAAUCUUUAGUGUAGCAGAGCUGGUACUCUGACACAGCUAACUCUACCGUGUUCCUUCAUCUUCACUCCAGCAUGAGGUUGUUUUAUUUUAUUUUAUUUUUGGAAAACCACAAAAUAGGUGCAAUAAAAAAAAUUAAUAAGAGUAUUUUAAAAAAAUCACUGAACUUUAGAAAUCUCCCAUCUCUCUCUAUUCCUGCCUUUUUAUAAACUAGUGACUGCAAAGGAAGAAAACUAAAAGGAAAAACCAGACUGAGUCUUACUUUUUUCUGACCUAAGGUAAAUUUUCACUUGACACUUGGAGAAGUCAUAACUGGAUUCUAGUUAAUUUCCCGUAUUAUGAUUAGAGAGGAAGCAGCCAACCAAAUUGUGAUCUAGCAAAUUUAAUAAGGGGGUGGGGGAGAGUAAACUAUUUUUCAACAGAUUUGCACUUUAAAAUUAUGAACUGGAUGUUGGUCGAAAGUAUUUCCAAAGGGCAGAUGGGUAAAUGUCUUACGUGCAUGUGGAUAUUAGAGAAUCAAACCCUUGCUGCUAAUCUUAAGCCCCCGGAGCAACAGUUGUCUGUUGGCAUCAUCAGAGUCAGGAUUUCCUUAUUUCCCUACUUGGUGUCACCUUCCCCAUCUACCGCAUCGACAGUCUUCCUUGGGGAGACGUGUCAAGUAGAAUUCUCCUACUCAGAAACUUUAUCUUCUCCACAUCUAGAUUUUAAACAUUAAUUUAGAUGUUGGCUAAAUGAAGUUCAGGUGAGGGUUAGGAGGGUGGGGAGUUACUUGUUUCCGUGGUCAGCAGGGUAUCUGCCUCUGAGGUGCUAUUGCCUGGAGGGGUCAUUCCCACCGAAAGCCUGGGGGCCCGGGGCUGGGAGGUUCACAGGUACUGCCGGCUCUGGCUCCCGUGGUGUCAGUGGUCUCGGUCCUCAUCUCGAGUGUCAUUCCAGAAUCUUUGGCUUCUAGAACCAACUCCAUUCUGAAGAACAUUUAAUAUCUAUUAACACCUAUUAAAACUUUGGUAAUAAUCUUUUUAUAUGCAGGAAUUUUGUAGCAUGACUUUAUGACUAAACUUAAUGUGUUAAAUUAUUUAGAAAAGUUGAGUUUCUGAAUGUUAUUUUGUGAGACUUGUUUUAAAAUAGUAAUAA